UUCCCACUUCAAAAUGUUUGUUAAACAAUAAAUAAACUACAAAAACCAUCGAUACCCAAACAUACGUUUCAGCUUAAGCUUACUAAAAUUUACUCAAAACACACUCUUUCCUCUCUCUCUCUCUCUCUCUCUCUCUAGCGCACUUUCUCUAUCUACAUGACCGCUCGUUCACGGGAGCUCGGCGGCGUAACCUCACCGCCGUCGCCGUCCAAAAACCCCUCGCCGCCCGUGGAGACUCUCGACUCCGACUUCGUAGUGAUCCUCGCGGCUCUCCUCUGCGCCCUAAUCUGCGUGCUCGGCCUCGUCGCUGUCGCGCGCUGCGCCUGGAUCCGCCGCCUAUCGGGGAGGGCGGCGGCGCCCGCGCAGCCGACGGCGCCGCGACGGUCGACCGCCAACAAAGGCCUGAAGAAGAAGGUGCUGAAGUCGCUGCCGAAGCUGACCUACGGCGAGGACCCGGAGCAGACCGGGAAGCUCUCCGACUGCGCCAUUUGCCUGGCGGAAUUCGCCGCCGGCGAAGAAAUCCGCGUGCUACCGCAGUGCGGCCACGGAUUCCACGUCGGCUGCAUCGACACGUGGCUCGGAUCGCACUCUUCGUGCCCAUCCUGCCGCCAGAUUCUGGUUGUGGCGCGGUGCCAGAAAUGCGGCAAUCUGCCGGCGGCGGCGGAGGGCGGCCGGAGUUGAUAAGUGGAAAUCAUGUGAAUAGGUUUUUGCCUUGAUUUUUGAAUCUCUACUGCUUAAAUUAGGGAUUGCGAAAUGGAAGAAUUACUGUUAGAAAUUUACAAGAGCAAUCGAAAUUUUUCUUCUUUUUUCUUCCCUCUUUGUUUUUGUAUAUAUUGAAAUUUGUGUUUCGAGGAAUA
This is a messenger RNA of Salvia miltiorrhiza (redroot sage), 857 nucleotides long. RefSeq names its product RING-H2 finger protein ATL80-like. The coding region runs from base 157 to 681 and encodes 174 amino acids. The transcript has a single exon. Lineage: Eukaryota; Viridiplantae; Streptophyta; Magnoliopsida; Lamiales; Lamiaceae. The record is from RefSeq and is a predicted model, not a curated record.